Cladocopium goreaui is the source of this 1308-nucleotide messenger RNA. NCBI's taxonomy places the organism in Eukaryota, Dinophyceae, Suessiales, Symbiodiniaceae. The record is from the annotation of a GenBank genome assembly.
AUGAUCUUCGGAGUGGGUGCCGCAGUGGCGGCCUUUCCACCGGUCAUGGAUUGCUGCGUCUCGAAGCUGGGCCGGAAGGGCGCCGUGAUCUUCGGAGGCCUCGUCUUCUGCCUAGGGGCUGCACUGCAGGCUUUAGCGCCUCAGCCGAAGGAUCCGAAGGAUCCGAAGGCCAUCAACAUGGCAAUGAUGCUGUUGGGUCGCAUCAUCGCCGGCUUCUCAGUGGGUUUGCUGUCGGGCAACGCCCCGGUCUACACCAGCGAGAUCGCACCCCCUGCGUUGCGCGGCGCGCUGGUCACGGGGUUCCAGUUCGCCAUCACGGUGGGUAUCAUGAUCGCCUUUCUCCUAGCCUUGGUCUUGGAAGAUGUCGAGAAACCCUAUGGCGGAUGGCGAUGGGUCAUCGCGGCACAGAUCGUCCCUGGCAUCAUGCUGGUGAUUGGCGGCAUCUUCAUGCCUGGCUCGCCUCGCUAUUUGGUACAACAAGGCAAGCCUCGGCAGGCGCUGAGGUGUUUGUUGUUGCUGCGCAGCGAGGAUGUGCGUGAAGAGCUGGCGGAGAUUUGCCAAGAGCAUGAGAUGGACUCGACCACGAAGGGCACCUGGGUCGAGUUUUGCUCCGGCGACAGCUUGAAACUGCUGGGCAUUGGCGUCAGCAUCCAACUCUUACAGCAACUCUGUGGCAUAAACGCCUUCAUGUACGACGGCCCUUUGAUCUUCGACAAAAUCUUCGGCAAUGAACACGCUGGGCGCCUUUUUACCCUAGUCUCAGGUGUGGUCAACAUAUUCGCCACCAUCCCUGGACUUUUCUUGGUGGACAAGUGCGGCCGAACGGUGUUGAUGAAGUGGUCCGCCGUUGGAAUGAUGUUUUGCUCCGGUGUCCUUGCGUCCAUUGGAGACCUGUGCUUCGAGGACGACAUCGGAACUUGUGGUCCUUGGGCCAAGUGGACAGCCACGCUGGCCAUUUGCGGUUUCAUUCUGAACUUUGCAUACGGCUGGGGCCCCGUGGCAUGGGUCUACUGUGCCGAGAUGUUUCCGCAGAAGCACCGGACCAAGGGGGUGGCGGCCACCACCGAUGCCAACUGGGUGGGCAACAUUUUGAUUGCCUUCCUGCCACCGUUGAUGUUUGACAACUGGGGCUUCAACACGUUUUGGGUCUUCGUUGGCACCAACUGUCUCUGCCUCUUCUGCGCCAUGUCUUUGCCAGAGACCAAGGACAAGAGCUUAGAGGAGAUUACCUUGAUGUUCAACCACUGGUUCCACCCAGGCGAGUGCAAGGCCACCGAAAACGCCGACGUGGAUUCGGUGGAUGCGUAG